UGUUAUUGAGUAGUGAUAAAGCGUCUCCUUAGAAAGAAGCUUCAAGUAAAUAUGGAGAAAGAUGACCUAAAACCCGCCGGAAAACCUUUGUACAGGCUUUACUUCAAGGGUUUGGUAACCGAGGAAAAAGCGAUGUUAUUCGCAGCAUUCGGCGUUGCAAUUUGCGGCGACAAGGAAGAUCUAUUGUUUGACAUGAAGGGGCCAAUUCAUGACCCCGCAAUUACACUUUUGGAGGCUGAGCUUAUAGCAUUGAAGUGUGGAUUAAGUCAAGCCGUGGGUUUGGGGAUCAAUCAUAUCUCAAUUUGCUGCGAUCAUAAUCAGAUUUUCGAAUUGGUCAUGGGGAGAUUCACUCCUGACAAAGAAAACAUUGCCUUGCUAAUGCGUGAUGUGCAAGGCAUCAGAAACAAUUUGACGUCUAGCAUCCCUGUUAUGUUGACUCUAAGUCAAUCUAAUUUUGCCUACGAACUUGCAAUUGAAGCAAUCUCUUCUGAUAUCAUCAUAGAUAUUCCUCCUCAGAAAGAGACUUGCAAUAUAUGUUUGAACGAUGACAUCAAUGCUGAUCAGAUGUUUUCGGUUGAUAAAUGUGGUCAUAUGUUUUGUUCUGAAUGCGUUAAACGACAUAUAGAGGUGAAACUACUAGAGGGAAGUUUGAUCAGCUGUCCUCAUUAUCUUUGCAGUUCUCUGCUGAGUUCUGAAUUUUGUGUCAACAUUUUGACUCCUAAACUAAAAGAGAUGUGGGAGAAAAAGACUAAAGAGGACUUGAUUCCUGUAACGAAUAGAGUUUAUUGCCCAAACCCGAGGUGCUCGACUUUAAUGUCGGAAACCGAGCUCUCUGGACUUAUUAUUGGAGUUAGGAUAUGCUGUGUAAAAUGUGGCGAACCCUUUUGCAUCAACUGCAAAGUACCGUGGCAUAAUAACUUUUCGUGCGAGGAGUACAAGAGAUUGCAUCCAAAUGCUACAGAAAACGAUGGAAAGCUAAAAGAUCUAGCGAAUGAGAAAUUGUGGCGUCAAUGCAGCAAGUGUAAACACAUGAUUGAACUUUCUUCUGGAUGCGUCAGUGUAAUUUGCAGAUGUGGACAUGAGUUUUGCUACCGAUGUGGAGCCGAUGCUGGAGAUUGCUCUCAUGGUCAUGGCUUACCUCUUACAGAUGAUCUGCUUUUGACACCAUGCUGUGCUUUUUGCUGCUGUUCUGUUUUCUUUUUGGUGAUAAUUGCUAUUGUUGUUGUUACUAUAAUAUUCCUCAUAAGACGGUUCUCGUAAGACGGUUAUAGCAAAAACGACAUAGCCACUUCAAUUGAUUUGUCAUGAUAUAUUCUACUUGCAAUCUCGAGUGAUCAUCUCCUUCCAGCAACAAGCCAAGAUCAAUUUGAUUUUUUACUAGGAUUGAAAAUUGCUCAUCAGCCUCCUAUAACAUUUAAUAGUCCGGAGAAGCUCUAGCUCUACCGGUGGUUUCUUUUAUCACUCAUCUUCCUUUGCCAUUUAGGGGUUUUUGGAUAAAUAUUGUCUUUCUUCUGUCCCAAGUUACAAUCUUGGUUUAAACCCUUCUUGCUUUUUCUUCGGUACUUCCGGUCUACUGGCGGCGUAUGUGAUGAAUAUAAGCACCAGAAUAUUAAUCUAGGAUAGGCAAUGGACAAGCCACACAUGAUUGAUCAAAUUGAUUGAUCUUUGGGCUGAUAACGGUGGAUUAUUUGGUCCGGGUUCCAUCAAACAUAUACAUCUUCAACGCAAGAUAUCUCCAUGUUAAAUUAAAAUUUGGAUAUCAAGUCAUUGGGGAACUUAACC
Molecule: messenger RNA, 1782 nt
Organism: Arabidopsis lyrata subsp. lyrata
Lineage: Eukaryota; Viridiplantae; Streptophyta; Magnoliopsida; Brassicales; Brassicaceae
Product: E3 ubiquitin-protein ligase arih1
Exons: 3
Coding region: 52-1260 (402 amino acids)
Biological process (GO): ubiquitin-dependent protein catabolic process; positive regulation of proteasomal ubiquitin-dependent protein catabolic process; protein polyubiquitination
Cellular component (GO): ubiquitin ligase complex; cytoplasm
Molecular function (GO): ubiquitin protein ligase activity; ubiquitin conjugating enzyme binding; nucleic acid binding
Source: RefSeq, a predicted model, not a curated record